This is a messenger RNA of Ziziphus jujuba (common jujube), 736 nucleotides long. RefSeq names its product glutaredoxin-C9. The record is from RefSeq and is a predicted model, not a curated record. NCBI's taxonomy places the organism in Eukaryota, Viridiplantae, Streptophyta, Magnoliopsida, Rosales, Rhamnaceae. The transcript has a single exon. Bases 80 to 532 code for a protein of 150 amino acids.
CAGUUUUGUUACAUUCUUCAUUCAUUCCAUAGCCCCGUAAACAUACAUCAUAAUAUUUUUUCUCUGUUCGUUUGCGACCAUGCAACAAGCAAUCCCUUACAAAUCAUGGGCCCCACUAUAUGCUACAGGACACCUCAGCUGUCCAUCACCGCUAAGUCAUCCGAAGGCGUUGAUGAGCAGUGGAAGCAUUGUUAAAGGAACGAAGAAGAUGAGCGACAUGGUGUCGGAGAGCGCGGUGAUGGUGUUCGUCAGGCGAGGUUGCUGUAUGGGGCAUGUGGUGAAGCACCUGCUGUUAGGACACGGAGUGAACCCUAGCGUUUAUGAGGUGGAUGAGAAGGACGAGGUGGUCGUUGUUAAGCAACUGGAAAGUAUUGGAGUGAAGGAGGAAGGGAAGACGCUGUCGGCAGCGAUUCAGUUUCCGGCGGUGUAUAUCGGAGGAAGGUUGUUCGGAGGGUUGGAUCGGGUCAUGGCUGCUCAUAUAUCUGGGGAAUUGGUUCCUCUCUUGAAAGAAGCUGGAGCCUUGUGGCUCUGAUAUUGCGUGCACUAUGUUUAUUUAAUUUUUUUUUUUUUUUUUUUUUUUUUUCUGAGGUUUGAACUUGAUAGGUACUCUUAUUUCCCGGAUAAUGUUUAGGGAACGAUGAAAUUCUUUUUUCAGAUGUAACUGCUUAGAGGAAGAAAUACUUAAUGUUGUUUAAAAAAUAAAAAAUAAAAGAAAAAAGAAGAAAAAUUUAGGGGA